GUAUGCGGUAAAGCUUAGUCUUGGCUCAGGGAGGAGGACGUCCCUGGCAUGCAGAGUCCCGCCGGUGCCUUGAUGGAAGGAGAGAUGAAGAGAGCGAGGCCACAGGCUCACAGAUGGUGCAGGGGCGAGUACCUGUAAAGCUCAAAGGGCCACAAGAUACACACUUUCUCGCAUGCCUGGCCCCAGUGAAAAUCAUGAGUGACGCCUGCAUGAAUAUUCAUGAGGGAGCAGCAGCAUGAUUGCAGCAGCCUAGAAGGAGACAGGAGACACAAGUCCACAGUCCAGUAUGCUUCCAGGCCAGACCUUCCCAAGCUGGCCUACAGAAGGGUGAAGGGCAAGAGUCCAGGUGUGAUCUUCCUGCCAGGUUAUGGGUCCAACAUGAAUGGGCAGAAGGCCGAGUCCCUGGAGGAGUUCUGUAUGUCUCUUGGACACUCGUGCCUCAGGUUCGACUACACGGGACACGGCGCCUCGGAGGGAGUCCUAAAAGAAGGAACUAUCGGUACCUGGAAAAAAGACGUCCUUUAUGUGUUGGAUGAAUUAACAGAAGGCCCGCAGAUACUUGUGGGCUCCAGCAUCGGAGGCUGGCUCAUGCUGCUGGUAGCCAUUGCAAGGCCGGAGAAGACCGCCGCCCUGGUGGGCAUUUCCACCGCCGCUGACCACAUUGUCACGUCGUUCAAAUCUCUCCCCCUCGAGACGCGGAAGGAGUUCGAGGAGACUGGCGAGUGGACGGUGCCCACCAAACACUCGGAGGACGGCAUCUACAAGUUCAGCAUGGACUUCCUUCGCGAGGCGGAGAACCACUGCGUGCUCCACAGCCCCAUCCCCAUCACAUGCCCCGUGCGCCUCAUCCACGGGCUGAAGGACGAGGACGUGCCGUGGCACAUCUCCAUGCAGGUGGCGGAGCGCAUCCUCAGUCCCGACGUGGACGUCAUCCUGCGGCGCCAAGGCCAGCACCGCAUGUCGGAGAAGGACGACAUCAAGCUGAUGGUUUACACGCUGGACGACCUCAUAGACAAGCUGACCACCAUGGUGUGACCAGGUACUGGGGGAGAGGACUGUUUAAAACUAGCGAACACCGCGCACGUUGCUUUGCCAAAAACACCUUUUAUUGGUCAUGCUUCCUUUUAUUUCCACUGUCACGAAAAGGGAGCUCCUUCGGGUUCCCAAUGUUGUGUUGUCACUCAUUGCUGCUUCCUCUCCCCUCCUUUUUAAUACCAUAGCCUUCCCGUGCCUUUUUUAAAACCUAAUUUCACCCGUGUGGGCCCAAUAAAUCCUCUGCACUCUCUAAGUGCAGCUGUGUCUUUUCUAGAUAAGCAUGCUUGUUUUCAGCCGCAGCAGGUAAGUAAAGGCGCAUGACGGAGGAUACCAGCUUGACAUUCUUUAUCGCCCGAGUUGCGGAUUGUUCACGCCGAAUUGAGCACGGCCGACUACUGCUCAAUGGGGCGAAAACAAGUGCUGAAACUGCGGCCCUGACCUUUAACUUGUGCUUGACAUAUGCAGCCUGUCGUCACUCAUUAAAAGGACAUCUAUUUCAUGCUCUCAUACGCGGGAGUCCAAACUUGGCCGCACACUGGAAAAUACACAAUACAUAUAUACAGUA
Molecule: messenger RNA, 1600 nt
Organism: Entelurus aequoreus (snake pipefish)
Lineage: Eukaryota; Metazoa; Chordata; Actinopteri; Syngnathiformes; Syngnathidae
Gene: abhd10b
Product: abhydrolase domain containing 10, depalmitoylase b
Exons: 6
Coding region: 220-1035 (271 amino acids)
Biological process (GO): protein depalmitoylation
Cellular component (GO): mitochondrion
Molecular function (GO): palmitoyl-(protein) hydrolase activity; hydrolase activity, hydrolyzing O-glycosyl compounds
Source: RefSeq, a predicted model, not a curated record